Messenger RNA from Cucurbita maxima (winter squash), 736 nucleotides. Its product is annotated as protein YLS3. The transcript has 3 exons. The record is from RefSeq and is a predicted model, not a curated record. Lineage: Eukaryota; Viridiplantae; Streptophyta; Magnoliopsida; Cucurbitales; Cucurbitaceae. The coding region runs from base 1 to 579 and encodes 192 amino acids.
AUGGCAUCUCUUCCAUAUCUCCCAUGCCUAACCCUGCUCUUACUCCUGCACGUUACUCUACCGAUUGCCGUUUCACAAGAUCCGACCCCCUCGAGCCCUACCAUAGCUCAAUGCACCACGAGUCUUCUUCAAUUGGCAUCGUGUGCGCCUUUCGUGCAAGGUAUGGCGUCGACACCACCAAUGACAUGCUGUGGAAACCUGAAACAACUCUACACCAGUGUCCCCAGCUGCCUUUGCCUCUUGCUGAAUGGCACUACCUUGAGUUCUUUCCCUAUCAACACUACUAGAGCUACCCAGCUGCCUGAUCUUUGCAGCCUUCAAGUUAACAUCUCUGCAUGUUCAGCUCUCCUUGAGCCACCAAGUCCUCCCAGCUCUCAUGUUUCUCCUAGAGUAAACACCAACUCCACCAUUACCAAUGCUACGGUUCUAGCUACUCCAGUGGGUCAACCAACGCCAAAACCUAGCAUGGUGGGGUUAGGAUUGGGCAGCAUCAGUGCUAGUUUCAAGCCAAGGGCGGGAAUUCAGCUCACAGUAGCGAUUGCUAUGAAGACUUUUCUGUUUCUUGUAGUUCUUCAUUGAAACCAAUUAUCUAAAAUCUCUUUCAACAUUAUAUGCUCUUCUUUAUUAGAUUUCCAGUAGGUUGUUUUGGUUCAAUAACGUUGUUUCUUUAGCUUUUAACAUUUGCAGACCAAUACCCUGUUUUCAGAUAUGUCUUGUUCCUUUGUCUCCCUAAUAC